CAAAGCUGUCAGGCGCUGUCACCGCAUCGCAAUCGCUGAAAUUUUUUGUACCUAGUUUUAAUUUUUAGAUACAUAUUAAAGUUUCUUUUAAAGGGGAUUUAUUAAUUGUUGAAACAAAUGGAAUGAACAAAUAUCUAAGCGUUAGGUUAAUUAAAAUACCUAUAUAGCGAAGAUGUUAUUAUCCCAGUUGCAUUGGUUUUUGGUGUUUAUAAAUGGAUUUCUUUACGUUAAUGGAUUUUAUAUACCCGGAGUGGCUCCAGUGGCGUUCAAAAAGGGCCAAAAAAUUGAAGUUAAAGCUGUUAAGAUGACUAGCACCCACACUCAACUUCCGUAUGAAUACUAUUCACUGAGAUUUUGUUUGCCGAAAAAUGGUACAAUUGUGUAUAAAUCUGAAAACCUGGGUGAAGUAUUGCGUGGGGACCGAAUAGUAAACACUCCCUAUGAAGUUCACAUGGCAGAGAACAUUAAGUGCCGACUACUCUGCCAUAAGAAAGAUGAACCUAUUAACUGGAGUGUGGAAGAAUCUGAAAAAGUAGCUAGUCGUAUUGAACACAAAUAUUAUGUGCAUUUGUUGAUAGAUAAUUUGCCAGUUGCCACCAGAUAUAUAAAUCCUGAAACCUCAGAUACAUCCAUUGAACAAGGAUACCGACUUGGAUUCAUGGCAAAGGGAAAAGCUUACAUCAAUAACCAUCUAAAAUUCUUACUGAAAUACCACAAAUAUAACCAUGAUUCUUAUCGGGUUGUUGGCUUUGAAGUUGAAGCUUUAUCAGUAGAUAAAGAUGAGAUGGUAUUCAUAGAUGACUCCUGCCUAUUGCCAUCUGAACGGCAAAUAUAUGGUGUUGAUGCCAAGCCACAACUAGUCAAUGAAGAAUCUGGAACUAGACUGUUUUUCACAUAUUCCGUGGAAUGGGGAGAGUCGGACAUCAGCUGGGCUUCUCGGUGGGACAUCUACCUGGGAAUGGGAAUGAAAGAUGUACAAAUUCAUUGGUUUUCUAUCAUCAACUCUUUAGUAGUGCUAUUCUUUUUAUCAGGUAUACUCACUAUGAUCAUGGUGAGGACACUAAGAAAGGAUAUUGCCAAAUACAACUCGGAUGACAUUUUGGAUGACAUGGUGGAGGAGACGGGUUGGAAGCUGGUGCAUGGGGAUGUGUUCCGUCCUCCGCCUCAGAGAAUGCUGUUCGCUGCUGUUAUUGGGAGUGGCAUACAAGUUUUUCUGAUGUCACUCAUAACCAUCUUUGUUGCAAUGCUUGGGAUGCUGUCACCGGCCAGCCGUGGGGCUCUGAUGACUGCUGCCAUCCUCCUAUAUGUGUUCAUGGGAUUGAUCGCGGGCUACUACUCCGCGCGACUAUACACCACCCUGAAGGGCAAGCAGUGGCGGCAGGCGGCCUUCCUCACUGCCACCAUCUAUCCAGCCGUUGUCUUUGGCACCUGCUUCUUCCUCAAUUUCUUCAUACUCGGCAAACAUUCCAGUGGGGCAGUUCCAUUCUCCACAAUGAUGGCACUUCUCUGCCUCUGGUUUUGCAUAUCACUGCCAUUAGUAUAUUUAGGAUACUACUUUGGAUGUCGCAAACAACCUUUCCAACAUCCAGUGAGAACCAACUUCAUACCUAGAAAGGUCCCGGAACAAGUGUGGUACAUGAAUAUUUAUGUUUGCAUAAUAAUGGCCGGGAUUCUCCCGUUUGGAGCAGUAUUUAUUGAAUUAUUCUUUAUAUUAAAUGCUCUUUGGGAGAACCAAUUUUACUAUCUAUUUGGAUUCCUGUUCCUCGUAUUCUGGAUACUUGUGGUGUCGGUGUCGCAAAUAUCCGUCGUGAUGGUGUACUUCCAGCUAUGUGGAGAGGAUUACCACUGGUGGUGGAAAAGCUUCAUUGUUUCUGGGGGCUCGUCCGUGUACAUAUUGAUAUAUUCAAUAUUUUAUUUCUUCACGAAGUUAGAAAUAACAGAAUUUAUACCUACUUUGUUGUACAUGGGCUACACAGGUUUGAUGGUGUUGACGUUCUGGCUCCUAACGGGAACAAUAGGAUUUUUCGCUGCAUACACAUUCAUCCGAAAAAUAUAUGCUGCUGUAAAAAUUGAUUAGAAACUAGUAUGAUACAUAACUAUAGAAAAAUAUUCCAAUGAAUUAAAAUUAUAAGUGAAUGCUUUCUAAACUACCUACUAUAAAUUUAUUUAAGUAUUUAGGUAUAGUGUUGGUCUGUACCUGUAAGUAUGUUUUUGAGCAUGAAAUAUUGUAAAUAAUAUUAAAAUGUGUGAUUGAGUUAAAAUUUUAUCCUAAAGAUGGUAAAGUGGAUAUUUAAGAAUCAUGACGAUUGAUAAUAAUUAUGUAAGAAAUGCACGUACUCUUCCUUUAUCGCGCGCAAUAGGCAUUUGUAUAGUUAUAUCCUAUUGAUUAAAAAUUGGUUUUAUAAACGUA
This is a messenger RNA of Plutella xylostella (diamondback moth), 2410 nucleotides long. RefSeq names its product transmembrane 9 superfamily protein member 4 (gene TM9SF4). Gene Ontology annotation, biological process: protein localization to membrane. Gene Ontology annotation, cellular component: membrane. Lineage: Eukaryota; Metazoa; Arthropoda; Insecta; Lepidoptera; Plutellidae. The record is from RefSeq and is a predicted model, not a curated record.